CACCAGUCGACGACGUAAGUAAUUUUCGUGUGACUAAACUUUAAUUCCACUUGCGUGGUUAAACGAUAAUUAUACAUUCAUUAUUCGAAUAAUGUUCAUAAAUAGAAUAGAUUGACAGUCACCGAUUUCGUUUUUUGGGAUAACAAGAACAAGUGGCAGCUGGAAGCUCUGAGCCAAUAAACUAAAAAGGGGAAAAUAAAUACGAAGGAAAAUGUCUUCAUCAGCCAUAUUUGUGCUGGACGUGAAGGGGAAGGUGUUGAUAUCCCGCAAUUAUCGCGGAGACAACAUUGACAUGGCUGUAAUCGAUAAAUUCAUGCCGCUACUCAUGGAACGCGAAGAAGAAGGUCUCGUCACGCCCAUUCUACAGACUUCCGAGACCACCUUUGCCUAUAUUAAGACAAAUAAUUUAUAUAUUGUGUCAACCACGCCACGCAAUAAGAAUGUAAAUAUUGCGCUCGUUUUUGUAUUCCUGCACAAAAUCGCACAGGUGUUUGUAGAGUAUUUCAAAGAGCUGGAGGAGGAGUCUAUUCGCGAUAAUUUCGUUAUAAUAUACGAGUUGCUUGACGAACUCAUUGACUUCGGCUAUCCCCAAACGACGGAUUCGAAAAUACUGCAGGAGUAUAUCACGCAAGAGGGCCACAAGUUGGAAUUGCAGCCGCGCAUUCCCGUUGCUGUAACAAAUGCAGUAUCCUGGCGCUCUGAGGGUAUUAAAUAUCGCAAAAAUGAGGUAUUUCUGGAUGUCAUCGAGUCGGUUAACCUGUUGGCAAAUGCCAAUGGCAAUGUGCUGCGAAGCGAAAUUGUUGGCGCUAUCAAAAUGCGCGUCUAUCUCUCUGGUAUGCCGGAGUUGCGUUUAGGACUCAACGAUAAGGUGCUUUUUGAGAGUACCGGACGUGGCAAAUCCAAGUCUGUUGAGCUGGAGGAUGUUAAGUUUCAUCAGUGUGUGCGUCUGUCGCGCUUCGAAAACGAUCGCACAAUUUCGUUCAUACCACCGGAUGGGGAAUUCGAGCUGAUGUCCUAUCGCCUCAACACGCAUGUCAAGCCGCUUAUAUGGAUAGAAUCGGUUAUUGAGCGACAUGCACAUUCACGUGUGGAGUAUAUGAUUAAGGCAAAAUCCCAAUUCAAACGCCGAUCGACGGCCAAUAAUGUAGAAAUUGUAAUACCCGUGCCCGCCGAUGCGGAUUCGCCCAAAUUUAAGACCACCAUUGGCAGCUGCAAAUAUGCCCCGGAGCAGAAUGCCAUCAUAUGGACAAUUAAAUCGUUUCCGGGCGGCAAGGAGUAUUUAAUGCGUGCCCACUUUGGCCUGCCCAGUGUGGAGAGCGAGGACAACACUGAGGGCAAACCGCCCAUACAAGUGCGCUUCGAGAUUCCAUACUUUACUACGUCCGGCAUACAGGUGCGUUAUCUGAAGAUCAUAGAGAAAAGCGGCUACCAGGCGUUGCCCUGGGUCCGUUAUAUCACGCAGAAUGGCGACUAUCAGCUGCGCACCAACUAAGCUACGCCCAAACACACACACACACACGCGCGCGCAUUCCAGCCAAGCUUAAGCGAACAUCCCUCUUGUUGCGUCUAAUUUGUUAGUAAGGAGUAUGUUAGUUAGCUGCCUCACCUUCACACUGUGCGUUAAGUCGAAAGUAUAUAUAUAUAUAAAUUGAAUAGGGUAUUCCCGCAAACGGAAAAUCAUCUGUUGAGUAUAUUGAAAACUAUUUAUGCUUUAAAUUGAUUUAAAUUUUAGUCAGCCUAAGGCGUGCAUACAAAAUUCUUUACAAAUU
Messenger RNA from Drosophila hydei, 1769 nucleotides. It is a transcript of the gene AP-1mu, whose product is annotated as AP-1 complex subunit mu-1. The transcript has 3 exons. Gene Ontology annotation, cellular component: clathrin adaptor complex; clathrin-coated vesicle. NCBI's taxonomy places the organism in Eukaryota, Metazoa, Arthropoda, Insecta, Diptera, Drosophilidae. The record is from RefSeq and is a predicted model, not a curated record. Gene Ontology annotation, molecular function: clathrin-cargo adaptor activity. The coding region runs from base 212 to 1492 and encodes 426 amino acids. Gene Ontology annotation, biological process: vesicle-mediated transport; intracellular protein transport.